CACGUGACGCGACAAGUCCUACGCUGUCGGUGCUCAGUUUGUGCGGCACAAAUCUUCAUUUUCAAUCGAUUCACGACAACAGUGUUUGUGUUUCUUUCACAAUGACUGUGAAGAAACUCCUCCUGUGAAAGGACACGCAGGAACCAAAAAGAGGAAGAGGAAGGACAAGAGGACGAAAGCGAACGGAGAGGUGAUGGACACGACAGAUGACAGUCCAGUCAUCGUCACGAAUGGUGCUUAUCCGGUGCGGUGCACUGAGGAAGUACUUCUCCCUUUCUUCACAGAUGAGAGUGUGCAGGCCGCCAUGGACUCACAUCACCCUCCUGCCUCCCACAGCGCGCCUCCUGCUCUCUCAGAGCUUAGACUGGUCCUCCUGGGCAGGAAAGGAGCAGGGAAAAGUGCCGCAGGCAACACCAUCCUGGGAGCAGCAGGAGGCUUUGAGAGUGGGAAGCCCACGGAGGAGUGUGUGAAAAGGCGAGGCGAUGUGGCGGGGAGGAAAGUCACAGUGGUAGACACUCCGGGGUGGGAGUGGUAUUACCCACUCAACAGCACCCCGAACUGGGUGAGGAGAGAGACUUUACGGAGUGUGUCGCUUUGCCCAUCUGGACCUCACGCUGUGCUUCUGGUGGUGCGAGCCUGCGCCUCGGUAACAGAUGACUACAUCAAUGAGAUAGAGGAGCACCUGGAGCCGCUGGGGAAAGGAGUCUGGGAGCACACCAUGCUGUUGUUUACCAGGGGGGACGAACUGGGCCUGGUGUCCAUGGAGCAAAGGAUCCUGACGAGCGGCCCAGGACUCCAAAGACUCCUCCAGAAGUGUGGGAACAGAUACCAUGUAGUGGAUAACCGGAGUAAAGGAGAUGGGACACAAGUUAAAGAGCUGAUAAGAAAGCUGGAGGAGAUGGUGGCGAUGAAGAAGGGUGGAUGCAGUUACUUAGAGAUGGACAACACAGUCCUGGUGGGUCUGGAGGCAGAUGGGAAGAGGAGAGCGAGGGAGAGGAGGAAGAAGCAGAGGCAGAUGGAGGCGCAGUUGCAGAGAGGGACCAUCAAGGCUGCUCUAAUGAGUGAAGAUCUUCAGGGCUCUGAGCUAGACGCCCACCAGUCGUUCUCCAAGGCUCCGCGACGUUUACCAGAGGUCAGACUGAUUCUCCUGGGCGAGCGUGAAACAGGAAAGAGUUCUGCCGGCAACACCAUCCUGGGCAAAAUGGGCUUCUUCCAAGCUGGCGCGGUAACUGAGGAGUGCAUCCGUCAGCAAGCGGAGUCAGCCAUGCGGCUUGUGACAGUAGUGGACACUCCGGGCUGGGAGGGAGGCGUUGCCGGUGCCACACCUGAGAGGGUGAAGAGGGAGAUUAUCAGCAGCGUGUCCUUGUGUCCUCCGGGGCCCCACGCGCUCCUGCUGACUCUGAGAGUGGAUACUCUGGUGAGGGCAGCGCAUGUGAGGGAACAUCUGGAGCUUCUGGGCGAGGGUGUGUGGAGACACACGAUACUGCUGUUCACACAUGGGGAUCAGCUUCGAGAGGGGGUGGAUAUCAAGCAGCACAUCCAGGGUGGGGGCAGGGACCUCCAGUGGCUGAUGGAGAAGUGCAGGGGCAGGUACCACGUCAUUAGCAGCACAGAUGGAGGAGGAAAAGGAAACGACAGCUCCAGUAAGGUGACAGAGCUCCUGCAGAAGGUGGAAAAAAUGGCUGCUAUGAACAGGUGUGAGGCAUUCUCUGGCCUCGUUCAGGAAGUCAGGGAUAUGAGCCGGCAGAGGAACGAGAAGUUUAACCAGCGCCUGAAGGAGAUGGCGGACAAGAUGCUUCGUCAGGAGGACGAGUUGAAAAAUAUGAGGGAGAGGGAGAUGAAAAGAAUCAGGUGGUUUUUUGACAGGAAGAAAAAGGUGAAAUCACCUGGAAAGGCCGACAUUCAGAGGGAAGAAGAGGAGGAAGAGGAGAGGAGGAUGGACGAGAGGAAGAAUGAUAUUGGGGAGCUAGAGGAGAGGAUGCGAUGGCUGACGGAGGAUAAGGAGAGAGAAAAUCAGGAUCUGAGCAUAGAAAAUCAGAGAAUCCGCGCAGCACUAAACCAGAGCAGCAAAGAAAGGGAUGACGCCAUGCUCAACCUGGAGCUGAAAGACAGAGAGAUCGAGGAGCUGAAAGAAAGAAUUGACGAGCAGCAACUGAAGUUGCUCGACCUUGAAUGUGCUGCUGUCGAAAACGAACAUGAGAGAAAACAGAGAGAGGACACCGUAAGAGCAAAGAAACAAGAGUGGCUGAGUCAGGUUAAGAAAUUGGAAGAAAACAUAGAGCUGCAGAAGAAAGAGAACGCAGAGUGGAUGCAAAAAGUUGAUUCUUUAAAAGCCGAAAUGGACGAGACUAAAAGACAACAUGAUGAUAUUCUAGAGAGAAAGGAGCAAGAAAAAAACAGGGAGGUGGCAGAGACAGAAGAAAAACUUAAAAAAGAGAUGGAAAUAAAGAACAAAGAGCAGGAAGAGCAGAGGAAGAAAGUGUUAGAGGAUAUGAAGAGGAAAGCUGAAGAAAUGAAAUCACAACAUAAGAAAGAGAUAGAGAGAAAAAUGCACGAGAAAGAGAUAGAGAUAGAUGGCAUUAAACUGCAACAUCAGGAAGAGAUGGCCAGGAAAAUCAGUGAAAUAGAAAAAAUGAUGGACACAAUUAAAGGUCAGCACCAAAAAGAAAUUGAUCAAAUGCUGAAUGACAAGGCCAAAGACAUAGAAAGGGUCAAACAACAGCUUGACAAUGAAAUAAGGGACAGACAGCAGGAACAGCAAAGAGAGAUCGCAGAGCUGAAAGAACAGUUUGCAAAAGAAAGAGAGGAACAAAAUCAUGCAAAAAGGAGAGAGAUAGCAGAGUUAGAACAAAAGUAUCUUGUUCAAAUAGAGGGAAAAAUGCUGGAAAAUGAAAAGGAGAAAGAAAUGAUUCAUCUUAAUCACAAAAAAGACUUAGCGCAGAGGAUGGAGGAGAAAGAAAAAGAGGUAGAAGUGUUAAAAACACAGCAUCAAGAAGAAAUGGCAAGAAAAGUGAAUGAAAUGGAAAAACUCAUGGAGGCAAGGGGAGCUGAGCACAAAGAGGAAAUAGACAGAAAAGUGAAAGAGAAGGAGGAAGACAUGGAAAGGGUCAAACACCAGCAUGAAAAUGAAAUAAGAGACACGCAGGAAGAAAAACAAAGAGAGAUCGCAGAGCUUAAAGAGCAGUUUGCUAGAGAAACAGAGGAACAACUGCAAGCUAAAAAGAGAGAGAUAGCAGAGUUAGAACAAAGAUACCUUCUUCAAAUAGAACAAAAAAUACUAGAGGGUGAAAAGGAGAAGGAAAUGAUUCAUCUUAGUCACAAAAAUGACUUAGCACAGAGGACGCAAGAGAAAGAAGAAGCGGUGGAAGUCUUAAAACUGCAGCAUCAAGAAGAAAUGGCAAGAAAAGUGAACGAAAUUGAAAAACUAAUGGAGGCGAGGGGAGCUGAACACAGGGAGGAAAUAGACAGAAAAGUGAAAGAGAAGGAGGAAGGUGUUGAAAGAGUCCGACUGCAGUACAAUGAUAAAAUAAGAGACAUAGAGCAAGAAAGACAAGGACAGAUUACAGAGCUGAAACGACAGUUUGAAGAAGUUGAGAAACAAUUGCAGGAAAGACAAAGAGAGAUAAGAGAGCUGGAGCAAAAGCAUGCCACCCAACUAGAAGAAAAGGUGCUAGAACAUGAAAAGGAGAAGGAAAUGAUGAAUGAAAAUCAUGAGAAGUAUAUCAUGCAGCAAAUGCAAGAGAGAGACGGACUAAUAGAGGAGUUAAAACGGCAGCAUUUUAAUGAAAUCAAAGAAAAAAUGCGGGAAAGUGACGAGCAAAAGCAAAGGCUUGCUCUGAAUCUCAAGAUGGAGAUGCAGCAAAGGGUGGAGGAAAAGGAAAAAGAGAUAGAGGAGAUCAAAGUGGAUGUCAAAGAAAUGAAAGAAAAGCUGCAACAAAAGGAAGAGGAAGAAAGUGAUCAUUUAAAUUACAAGAAAGAGAUGGAGCAAAGGCUGGAGGAAAGAGAAACAGAAACAAAGAUGAUAAAAGAACAGUUAAAAGAAGUUGAGCAACAGCUGCGUCAGACAGAGGACGAAAAAGAAAGAGAUCGCUUAAAUUACAAGACACAGAUGGAGCAAAAACUCCAAGAAAAUAAAAGAACGAUAGAAAAAUUGAACCAGCAUAUACAGGAUAUAGACGAAAUCCUGCAGAGGAAAGAAGAAGAAAGAGGAGAAAUCAUUCUCAAUCAAAAGAAAGAGGCAGAGCAGCGACUGCAAGACAGAGAACGAGAGAUGGAGGAGAUGAAAUUGCAGCUGUCAAACGACACGGAAAGAAAACUAAAAGACAAGCAAACCGAAAUCGAAAGUCUCAAACAACAAGCCGACUCCAGGGAGACGAGAUGGAGGGAAGAGCAGAAGAAGAAGGACGAGAAAGCAGAAAACGAGCUGAACCGACUGUUAGAAAUCAUAAAGCAGAAAACAAAUGAACUAACACAAACACAAUGUCUUCUUGCGGAGAGAGACAGCGAGAUUGACGAAGCAAAAAAGUCACAUGCAAACUACUUAAAAGAAAUCGAAGAGCUGAAAGAAAGCAACAAAAUCCAAAUGUCAAGUAUUAUGGAUAUAAAGCAGCAUCAUGCAGAGAUGGAGAGGAAGAAAGACGCUGAAAUGAUGGAAAAACUUCAGGAGAAAGAAGAAGAACUGAGGCAGAGGGACAGAGACAACGAGAAGGAGGUCGUCCAACUGAGGCUGACAAUCGAGCAGACGAAGUCCGAGCUGAAGGAGCUCACCAACAAGAUGGAGAAGGAGAUGACGAGCAUGAUUCAGAAUUAUGAAAAGGAGAUCGCGAGAAGGAACGAGAGCAUAGAAUCCAUCGCGAAGGAGAAGGAUCACGCUAUCAGUCGCUUAGAGGAAGUCACAGAGAGCUACGAGGAAAGUCGGAGGACAGUUGAGGAGCUGCAGGAGCAAAACGAGAAGAUGAGAAAAGAGGCGAACAACCUCAAAAUAAAGAGCGAAGAAGAUGUUAGGGGUUAUGAACAGCAGGUGAAGAGCAAAGAAGCAGAGAUACACAACAGAGAAGUGGAGGUCGAGGGAUUAAAGGAAGCAAAUGACAAACUGCAAGUAGAGAUAGAGAGGAUGAAAGAGAGAGAAGGAGAGGCAGAGAGGAAGAUGAAUGUAAUGAGAGAGCAAUUCCAGAGGGAUGAAGAAUUUCUGAAAAGCAAAAAGGAAGUUUUGAGUAGAAACGAAGAGGAGUUGAGCAAAAGAGGACAUGAACUAGAUGCAAAAGAUAAGGAGCUUGCUGAGAAGGAGGUGAAGUUAGAAAGUAAGGAACAAGAGCUUAGUGAACGGGAAGAGAGUCUAGAAAGACAACAUAAAGAGCAACUGAAAAGAGACAAAGAUGUGAAUGUCAGGGUGAAAACUAUCGAGAGAAAGGAAAGGGAGCUGGACAGCUUGCUUGGAGCUCUGGAGGGCAAACAGAGGGAGCUGAACUGUCACGGUCAAAAUCUGCAGGAGAAGGUGAAGGGGAUUAAAGAUCACGGGAAGGGCCUGAAAGAUAAGGAGUACUACUUAAGAAACGAAGAGCAGGAGUUGCUCAACUGGAAGUCAGAGUUGCAGAUGCAGAACGAGCAAGUGAACUCGAAAACGCAGCAGCUAGAUGAGAUGGGGAGAGACUUGGCUUUGCUGAAGGAGGAGCUUCACAACAAAGAGAAAAAAUUUAAGGAGUCACUUAAGAAAUUAGGAAAGUGGGAGCAGAAUCUUAAAGAACGGGAGGAACGGUUGGGCAAAAGAGGGAGUAGACAAAACGAGGCUCAUGGCAGUGUUGAUGAGACGGAUUGUUUUGAUCUGACAGCUGCAGUUGAGAGCUCAGAACAUGACUUACAUUUAAUGUACCGAGAGGUCAGCGAGAGACGGGAAAAGGGAAGGGAGUCAGAUAGAGGAGAAAAGGAUCAGAGGAUGGAAACAGCAUCGUCAGCUAUAGAGAGCAAUAACUGUCACCUUGAAACACUAAAAGAGAUAGAGAUUGCUGAGGAACAGGAAGGGAUGAGAAGUAGAGGAGAGGAGACAAGGAAGAAAAAAGGCAGGGAGGAAGUGGAGAGGGCAAAGGUCGUUAGAGAUUUUAGGUUUUUAUCUGCAAGUCCUGGUCGCAGACGCUCAAACAACAAAGACCUUCCUGUGUCAGAUUUAAGGGUGGUGGUGCUAGGGGAGUCCUGGUCCUCUCGCUCCCCAGCUGGAGUCACCAUCCUGUGCGGAGAGGCAUUCAAGCACGUCGGGUCUACAUUCAGGCCCUGGAGAGGUCAGGUUGCCGGACGUCACCUUGCUGUUGCCGAACCACUAGGUCUGAGGUGGAGAGACGGACCGGAUCCGACCGACACCAUGCAAAGGAAGAGCAUUCUGGACAGCAUCUCCUGGUGUCACCCAGGACCUCACGUCGUCCUCCUGCUCAUGCCCGCCUUCCUGACCUGCACACAGAAGUGCAGGAGAGCAGUGGAGGAGCACAUGAGUUUGCUCGGGGAAGACGUUUGGCGGCUCACACUGGUGCUGUUCACAUGGGGGGAGAUGUUAGGGGAGAGCGCUGAGCAGCACAUCCUGAGGAACGGGGAGCUGAUGGGGCUCGUGGAGAGAUGUGGGGGCAGGUAUCAUGUGCUGAGCAAGGACAACUCUAUGAUUGAGGGACUGUUUGAGAAGAUGGAGGAUAUGGUGGCUUCCAACAGUGGAGAACUGUGAUGCCACUGUGUGAAAACCUCAUGUAAAAACAGUGUUUAUUUUAAUCUUAUGUGAAUAUCUCUGAAUAAAUGUACAAAGUGGUGGAAGAGGUACUCAGAUUCUUGAUUUAGUGUAAGUCAACAUCUCAUUAUCAUAAAGUAACUUUAGCCUAGUGGGGGCCAAUGUGUGGUCUGUCCUGCUCUAAAGGGGCACAA
This is a messenger RNA of Epinephelus fuscoguttatus (brown-marbled grouper), 6897 nucleotides long. RefSeq names its product trichohyalin. The transcript has 3 exons. The record is from RefSeq and is a predicted model, not a curated record. NCBI's taxonomy places the organism in Eukaryota, Metazoa, Chordata, Actinopteri, Perciformes, Serranidae. Gene Ontology annotation, molecular function: GTP binding. Bases 194 to 6703 code for a protein of 2169 amino acids.